CUGGAGUCCCUGUAGAUUUUUAUUUUUUUUAAUCUACUGUGGGUUUUUUCCAGGGUUUUACCCUCUGACUGUCUACAUUUGUGUGGCUUUUUGUCUGGAUGCCCCAGGAUUAUCCACAGACUGCAGUUCCUUCUCGGGCCUGCAGGGCGGCAGCAGAGAGCAACGGCCAGCCGCUGGACAGGCAGACCGUCGGGAUGAGCGACUUCUGGCACAAGAUGGGCUGCUGCGUUGUAGCCAAGCCUCCUCCGAAGAAAAACAGGAGGAAGAUCGACCGUAGCAUGAUCGGCGCGCCGACAAACUUCAUCCACCUAACGCACAUCGGCUCCGGGGAGAUGGGAGAUGGCCUGCAGCCGUCAGGGUCUGUUCAGGAGCAGAUGAGGUCUAAAGGCCCCAACAUGAACUGCAGGAACAGCCUGUUAUAGCCGGAUUGUAUUAAAUUGACUCAGACCAGCUGACUGACCUCCUCCGCACUCUGAACCUCUGAGCCUGUCCUCCAUCAUCCAGCCGACGGCUUCAUCAUCUGCUGCCCUGCUGAAGCAACACUGAGCAACAGUGGAACCUACAUGUUAAAAUUAUUCAGCAAAUGUAAUAAUCAUAAUCAUGUUUAUUGUUUUUUUUUUUCUCACCCUGGUCAGGUCUGAAAGUAGGGAGCCAGACAGGAAUUAUACACAUUUUAUUUUUGGGUGGUAGAUUUGGCACCAGGUCUCUCAUCAGUAUUAAAUUAGACAUAACUUUUAUUGUAUGAUCAAAACAAAUCCAAGCAGGAAUAUAAGAACAGCAUUUAACUGCUAGUGAUUCUAAAUUUU
Molecule: messenger RNA, 806 nt
Organism: Poecilia latipinna (sailfin molly)
Lineage: Eukaryota; Metazoa; Chordata; Actinopteri; Cyprinodontiformes; Poeciliidae
Gene: cdc42se1
Product: CDC42 small effector 1
Exons: 4
Coding region: 99-422 (107 amino acids)
Biological process (GO): regulation of Rho protein signal transduction
Cellular component (GO): plasma membrane
Molecular function (GO): small GTPase binding
Source: RefSeq, a predicted model, not a curated record